Molecule: messenger RNA, 1188 nt
Organism: Papilio xuthus (Asian swallowtail)
Lineage: Eukaryota; Metazoa; Arthropoda; Insecta; Lepidoptera; Papilionidae
Product: WSCD family member AGAP003962-like
Exons: 5
Coding region: 206-1057 (283 amino acids)
Molecular function (GO): sulfotransferase activity
Source: RefSeq, a predicted model, not a curated record
AUUUGUAUGAAUUUUCAUUUAAUUCAAAUUUCUUUAAAAUCGGUACUUCUUUGCUAUAACAAGUACAAAUUUAGGUACAUAUUUUAUUAUUUAUAACUCUAAUUUGACACUAAAAUUAUUACUUCAAUAAACUGACCAACAAAAGUUGUAUUUUGAUAUUAAGUUACUUUACAUUUUGUUUACAAUUUAUUCACCAAAAAUUCCCAUGUUCAAAACCAAGAUAAAAACGCUACGAAAAUUAGUUUUAUUUUUAGCGGCUAUUGUCGCAUUAUAUUUUUUCAUUACUUUAAUUAUAUUAAGUAAUAACUCGAAGCAAGUUUCUAACCACAAGAAUAGUACGGGCCAUACAAGUGUAAAUUGGUGCAAGGAAUUGCAUUGGCGGACGCCGCCCCUGCCCUUCGCAAUAGCACUAGCGUCUUAUCCUGGCAGUGGGAACACUUGGCUUAGGUAUCUUUUGCAACAAGUCACUGGAAUUGUUACGGGUUCGGUAUCCUUGGAUUAUAGUCUACGUAAACAAGGAUUUCCCGCUGAAAAUAUAUCUGAUGGCUCAGUACUUGUUGUUAAAACUCAUAAAUACCCACCUAAAAAUGUUAAUAAAUUCGAAUCAGCUAUUUUAUUAAUCAGGAAUCCAAGAGACGCUAUAUUGGCAGAAUUUAAUAGAAUCAAUAGCGGGCACACAGGCAUUGCUCCGAAAUCAGCUUUCGAUAUGAAGGUACGGGCUCCAAGGAGAAAAGUUUGGGUUCCUUUUGUUUCAUUACAAUUGAGAAAAUGGGAAAUUUUUCAUAAUCUGUGGCUAACAAAAUUCCCUGGACCGGUGUACAUAGUUUUUUAUGAGGCGUUAUUGAGUGAUACUAGAAAUACACUUCAAGGAAUACUGAUUUUUUUAAAUAUCACUGUUACUGAGGAUGACAUGAAUUGCGCGCUAUCGAAUAAAGAUGGCCUGUACAAACGCAACAAGAAAUAUAAAGACUUCGAUCCAUUUACCGGUGAUAUGUACAGACAGAUAAAUAUGGUGAAAACAAGGGUAUAUACUAAAAUCAUUGAUUCAACAAAAUGAUCGAUACAAAUAUAGCUUUGAAGGUGAAACUCACGGAAAACCAAACGCUAUUGUAAGAAAUAAUGCGAAGUAAGAAAUUAAAAAAGAAAAUUGCUCUUUAAUGUUUAGACGUCAAUAUAUAUUCCACUUCA